AUGUUCAUAGGAUUCUAUAUAACGGAUUCUCAACGCAACCUAGUAUUCCAAUUCCUCCUGUCAUCUCAGGCUCCUACUUUUAAGCAAAUUAAUAAUAAACUAGUGAACGUUGAGAGUUUAGCAGAUAAUAUUAUUCCUAUCACUAAGGACACGUCACUUUACAAGUACAUCGCAACUUCCAGGAACUUGUUCUAUUGGGCCCUAUGCAAAAGCGAACAGAAUCCAUUGGCACCAUUGGUUUUCCUGGUAAAUUACGAUGAGACCUUAAUGACUUACUUUGACAAGGAUACGCUUACCAUUCCGAAGCUUGUAAACAAUUAUGAUCGCCUAACGCUUCUUCUGCAUAGUAUGCUAGAUUCUGGAGAAGUAGUAGAGACAGAUUGUAACCGGCUCAGGCAGCUUAUUCCUAUACGCCAGGACUUUUCUACUGUGAUAAAUUCCACCACUAAGACAAUUGCAAGUUCAAUCAAGAAUGCGGAGCCUAAUCAACUUUUUGGAGCGUCGAAAAGGAUGGCGGGCCAAUCCCAGAUAGUUCCCUGGCGUUCGGCAAACGUUCAGCAUACCACAAAUGAAAUCUACGUCGAUGUGAUUGAAACAAUUAAUCUUGUAUUGACCCGAACAUCUGCCACACCAACAGUCAACUCUGCAAGCAUUAGCGGUAAAAUUGAUAUCAAGUGCUACCUAAGUGGAAAUCCAACCAUCCAGCUCAAUCUCACUACCGCAGGCCAUGAAAUAUCCUCGCCAGCUUUCCAUCGUUGCAUUGACCCGUCGGGUUCUAAUUUCGACCCCUCGUGUCUUCGUUUCAUACCCCCAGAUGGAAAAUUUACGCUUGCUCAAUACGAAAUCGACCUAGACUCAAUGCCCCAUAAUAGCAAAAAACUCGCAAACAUCGGUCUGGUCAGCGUAUCACUACUUACAAAGCUCGGCGCACGGAAAGACGAAUUUGAAAUAAAGUGCAAUAUCGCUAACUCCACGCACGUGACUUCCGUAGACAAUCUGCGUGUGACGGUCUUCUUCCCUCCGCUACCCGCUGAAUCUAAAAUCAGAGUCCUAAGGAAUACCCACGGUGGCUGGGAAAACAACCUUUCCAAUACGCAGGGUAUUUGGAUAUUCGACAAGACGACCCCGGUUGGCUCUAUUCCAGUUUUAAGGGGUUGCGUCGAACACAACGAUAAUCAUCUUCCAAAUUUCCCCACUCAUGUCGCAGUAUCGUAUACUAACCGUGGACAAUUACCGAGCGGCCUUAGAGUAAACUCAAUAAACAUUCCUUCCGGUCUCCCUCAGGGUGUGAAGCCAUUUAAAGGUGUUAAGUACAUGACUCGCACCGGAAACUACGUGCUUCGCGCUUAA
This is a messenger RNA of Eremothecium sinecaudum, 1350 nucleotides long. RefSeq names its product Apm3p (gene APM3). Lineage: Eukaryota; Fungi; Ascomycota; Saccharomycetes; Saccharomycetales; Saccharomycetaceae. Gene Ontology annotation, cellular component: cytoplasmic vesicle; clathrin adaptor complex. The coding region runs from base 1 to 1350 and encodes 449 amino acids. The record is from RefSeq and is a predicted model, not a curated record. The transcript is spliced from 2 exons. Gene Ontology annotation, biological process: intracellular protein transport; endocytosis.